Molecule: messenger RNA, 357 nt
Organism: Trichobilharzia szidati
Lineage: Eukaryota; Metazoa; Platyhelminthes; Trematoda; Strigeidida; Schistosomatidae
Source: the annotation of a GenBank genome assembly
AUGACUGAAUCGAUGAGUAAAUGUACAUUUACAGAAAGAAGUGGAGAAACGUUUGAAGACUAUACAGCUGUAACAGACUGGGAAGUUUUCACACAAGAACUGGAAAAUCUUCUAAUCAGUUGGGUAAUAAAGGAUGACAUUGUAUCUUUUACAGAUUGUGGACGUCUUUACUUUUGUGGAAAGCUGAAAUUCAGUAAAAGAGUAUUCAGUCUGUUUUACUACAAAUAUAAGGAAUCUGGAAAAGAGGAUAAGAAAUCAACCAGUUCAGUUCAACCUAAUGAUACACGAACAUCUGCUCACCUUAUCACUCGAGUCCCGGAUUUCAGCCAACGAUAUCUACUUCCAUUGUUUUGGUAA